CUGUCCAAUGAAGCCAUCUCCAUGUUGUCUCAAUAUGAAAUCCUGAAAACCAUGGAGGAAGUUGCUCUUCAGAUCCUUUUGGUUUGCCAGGUUGGGGUUGGGACUGUAGCCAACAUCCUUCUUUUUGUCAAAAAUUUCUCUCAGGUCUUUACUAAGUCUCAACUGAUGCCCAUACAGGCCCUUCUUAUGAACUUAGCUGUGGCUAAUGCCUUCCAACUCCUCCUCUAUGCACAACCAAAACAUUUGUCUAUUUUUAUUAAAAGGAAGCUCCCAACUGACUUCAGUUGUAAAUUUGGGUACUUCUUUAACCUGAUGGCUCGAAGCACAAACAUGUGCUCCACCUGUGCUCUGAGCACCUAUCAGUUUGUCACUCUUGUUCCAAAUAACUGGGGUAAGGCAAUGCUGAGACGAAGAAACUCAAAGAUCCUGAGUAAUUCUUGUUACAGUUGUUGGCUGUUAAGUGUCUUAUAUAAUUCUUACAUUCCAAUGAAAAUCACUGGUCCACAGAACACAAACAAUGACACUGAUUCUAAAUUAAAGUGGAUCUGUUCCACCUCCAGUUUCAGUGUAGCCAUGGGCUUCUUACGGUUUGCCCAUGAUGCCGUGUUCAUCAGCAUCAUGAUCUGGACAAGUGUCUCCAUGGUGAUUCUCCUUAACAGACAUCACCAAAGAUUGCAGUAUAUUAAUAACCCCAAUCAGGACCACAGAGGCUAUGCUGAGACCAGAGCAGCCCACACCAUCCUGAUGCUGGUGGUCACAUUUGUGUGCUUUUAUCUUUUGGACUGUAUUUGUGCUUUCUUUCACAUUUCUUUUGUGGACUCUCGUCCCUGGUUGAGGCGUACUGGUGAAGUUUUAGCUUCAUGUUUCCCCACCAUUUCUCCCUUACUGUUGAUUUUUAGGGAUCCUAAGGAUCCUUGUUCUGUGCUUUUUGGCUGCUGA
This is a messenger RNA of Acomys russatus (golden spiny mouse), 939 nucleotides long. RefSeq names its product vomeronasal type-1 receptor 1-like. The transcript has a single exon. Lineage: Eukaryota; Metazoa; Chordata; Mammalia; Rodentia; Muridae. Gene Ontology annotation, biological process: G protein-coupled receptor signaling pathway. The record is from RefSeq and is a predicted model, not a curated record. Gene Ontology annotation, cellular component: membrane. Bases 22 to 939 code for a protein of 305 amino acids. Gene Ontology annotation, molecular function: pheromone receptor activity.